CCUCAACGCCCUUCCUCAACUCCCUUCCUCCCAAAACCCAAAACCCACCCCCUGAACUCCAACAUGCUUCUUCACCUCACCCUCAUCACCGCGCUCCUCGCCCUCCCCAUCCACGCAAUCCCCUGCUGUCGUCCCUUCCCAAUACCAGACUCCAGCAGCCCCUGCGCCCCUCACAUCGGCGUCUCCCCGCCUCCCGAAGCGCACACAAACCCAAGACCGCGCAGCGACACUCCUACCACCGUCGUCCCAGAAUCCAUACCCAACGUCGACGUCUUUCCGGGUUUUCCCUAGGGGUUGUUUUGGGCCCAGGACUUGCUGUUGCAAAGGAAGGUAGGAUAGGGUGUAGAGAGAGAUUAGUUCUUGGGAUGAUUUAAUAGGUUGAGAUUAAGAAUUUGGCGGGUUCGAGAUUUUACUGUUUGUUUAAUGGAAGGACGUUUUGGAACGUGAGAGAUGGGUGGGUUACCUUAAUCAUGGUGGUAUUUGUUGGUUGGGAUCCAGGUGGGAUUGGUUGCUAUAUCGAGUUGAAGCUUGGGAUUCUUGGAAAGGAGAGGGUAAUUAAUUGGAUUGUGUGUAUCAGUACUAGGAAGGGCGCUUUGGGGCUCAGUGGAAGAUUAAUAGAGGUUGAGUUUGGCUGU
This is a messenger RNA of Amorphotheca resinae ATCC 22711, 635 nucleotides long. RefSeq lists its product as hypothetical. The coding region runs from base 64 to 291 and encodes 75 amino acids. The record is from RefSeq and is a predicted model, not a curated record. The transcript has a single exon. Lineage: Eukaryota; Fungi; Ascomycota; Leotiomycetes; Helotiales; Amorphothecaceae.